Messenger RNA from Carya illinoinensis, 613 nucleotides. RefSeq names its product endochitinase EP3-like. The annotation marks the transcript as partial. The transcript has 3 exons. Gene Ontology annotation, biological process: cell wall macromolecule catabolic process; chitin catabolic process. Gene Ontology annotation, molecular function: chitinase activity. The record is from RefSeq and is a predicted model, not a curated record. Lineage: Eukaryota; Viridiplantae; Streptophyta; Magnoliopsida; Fagales; Juglandaceae.
AACCAGGCCACUGGAGAUUGUUUGGGGAAGAGCUUCUACACAAGAGCUGCAUUCAUUAAUGCCCUUGGUUCUUAUAAACAGUUUGGCAAGAUUGGGUCUGCCGAUGAUUCUAAGCGUGAGAUAGCUGCUUUCUUCACCCAUGCCACACAUGAGACAGGAAGUUUUUGCCAUAUAGAAGAAAGGAAUGAUCCUGCCACGGAGAAUUACUGCAACGCAAAGAACCCCCAAUAUCCUUGCAACCCUAGCAAGCGUUACUACGGCCGAGGACCACUCCAAAUAACCUGGAAUUACAACUACGCUCAGGCGGGAAGCAAUAAAGGAUUUGAUGGAUUAAACUCUCCUGAAACUGUUGCCACAGACACAGUUGUGUCUUUUAAGGCUGCCAUGUGGCAUUGGAUGACCAGUGUUCAACAAUAUGUGAGCCAGGGGUUUGGAGCAACCAUCAAGGCAAUUAAUGGUGAUGUUGAAUGUAAUGGUAAAGAACCUGCAAAGGUUCAGUCUCGCAUCGACAAAUACACUCAAUAUUGUCAACAAUUUGGUGUUGCACCCGGCGAAAAUCUCUCUUGCUAGUAUCAUGAGGGAUAUCAUGUAUUUUGCUAUAACCAUUUAUUAA